Molecule: messenger RNA, 1134 nt
Organism: Pyrenophora tritici-repentis Pt-1C-BFP
Lineage: Eukaryota; Fungi; Ascomycota; Dothideomycetes; Pleosporales; Pleosporaceae
Source: RefSeq, a predicted model, not a curated record
AUGAGCGGAUGCAUGGACAGAUACCGUACAUUCACAGCAAACAAAGACUGGGUUGGCACGAAUGCCGCCUGCGAAUGCGGUUACUCUGUCAAUUCGACAAGCGAUCCUAAUUACGCCGUCUUUACCGAACUAGUCGAAAAUGACUUUCUACACACUUCAACAGACAACUUUCACCAAGUGGGCUGGGCGCCGCAAGUUUACAACGUUACCCCCGCAAAUGCCAGAGGACCGUUCGGAAAGAGCAUGGAACUGGAGAAUGUCAUCGCAAACCCAUUGAAGGAUUCAAAGGCCUGGUCGGGUGAAUCGAAGCUUGGUGGGGAUGCAGGACUCCAGCUUUGGGUGCGCGGCCAACAUCAAGAUGGCUAUGUUAGCGGUUCUGAGCUUGUGUCACUGCGUAACGACUCGUUACUUGGAAGUUUCCGCGUGGGCAUGAAGCUGUCAAACUCUUCCGGAACUUGCGGCGCAUUCUUCUUCUACCACAACAACUCGCAAGAAAUCGAUAUGGAGUUCCUAUCUCACCAAUUCAACAACUCCCAAGGUGCUGUAAAUCUCGUUCUCCAAAGUCCGGAAUCCGUCAACCACGGCUUUGCCGCUCAAGGAACCAAUGGCUUCAAGGUCGAGCGACUCAACUUCCGACCGGACGAAAUGUUUCACGAAUACCGAUUUGACUGGACCAAGGAUGUCGUUUCUUUCUACGUGGAUGGACAGCUGCUCAGCGAAAUUCGGGAUAAUGUCCCGACCGACAGCGGUAGCAUCUUCUUUAACCACUGGAGCAACGGUGACCCAUCAUGGUCUGCUGGCCCCCCGGAUCGUGACACCGUCAUGACCAUCUCGUACAUGAAAUCCUACUUCAACUCUACGGAUACCGAGCGAUCGCAAAACGACUACAAGAAGCGCUGCCCAACAUUCGACCCAGCCAAAGUGUGUGCUAUCCCGAGCCAGACGACCAUCCCAGACCCAAGCAAAGGCCCAGAAGCAGCAAAGACGUACUUUUUCUCGCAAGAUAAAUCCACGAACAAGACACCAGGCCAGAAGAUUUAUUCUGGAAGUGCUACGAGCACCUUUGGUAGUCAAUCAUGGUCACUCGCAAUCCCAGUAUUCGUCGCCCUACUCAGCGCAAUACCAGCGUGGUAG